AUGGGCAAAACAUCACGGAAACACACGCUCAAGGAGGCGAGAGCCUACUCUGGUGGGGAGACCAAUCAGACAACACUUGUCCACACAAACCCGCAGGAGCUUGGACACCAUGUCCGCCAUGUCAACAAACUCAACGGCACGGCACCAACCCUCACCGCGGGAGUAGCGACCAACAGUGACCAGGGCAUAGAGCUCUGGGGAAAGGUAUAUGAUAACGCUCUGGAGGCCGAGGCUCUGAGGAACUUGGGAAAGAGAAAUCCAAAAAAAAUGUUAUCAUCUGUAGAUUUGCUAGUAACGGCUGGAAAAGACUAG
Molecule: messenger RNA, 312 nt
Organism: Exophiala bonariae
Lineage: Eukaryota; Fungi; Ascomycota; Eurotiomycetes; Chaetothyriales; Herpotrichiellaceae
Exons: 1
Coding region: 1-312 (103 amino acids)
Source: RefSeq, a predicted model, not a curated record